Aptenodytes forsteri (emperor penguin) is the source of this 2174-nucleotide messenger RNA. It is a transcript of the gene DIPK2A, whose product is annotated as chromosome unknown C3orf58 homolog. The record is from RefSeq and is a predicted model, not a curated record. Gene Ontology annotation, cellular component: COPI vesicle coat. The annotation marks the transcript as partial. The transcript has 3 exons. Gene Ontology annotation, biological process: cardiac muscle cell proliferation; regulation of phosphatidylinositol 3-kinase/protein kinase B signal transduction. Lineage: Eukaryota; Metazoa; Chordata; Aves; Sphenisciformes; Spheniscidae.
UACCGCUACGUGAAGCUGGCGGUGCUGGGCAGCCUGGCGGCGGCGCUGGGGCCGGACACGCACUCGCUGCUGGCCUCGCUGCAGCGCAACGAGCUGUCGGAGCGGCGCUUCCUGCAGCUCAAUAAGUGCCCGGCCUGCUGGGGCACCAGCUGGUGCCGCAAGUUCCUCAACGGGCAGCUGCGGCUGGAGAGCUGGGGCCGCCUGCGCCUCUUCGACUUCUUCAACGUCAAGAACGUCUACUUCGCGCGCUACGGGGAGCCCCGCGAGGGCAGCCGCCGCGUCGUCCUCAAGCGCCUCGGCUCCGCGCAGGAGCUCGCCGACAUCGACACCAAGAUCUGCCGCCGCGCCACCGGCAGGGGCCGCCGCGACCUUUUUCAGAGUUUUCCAUCUGAUGAGGGUUGGCCAUUCGCAAAGUACUUAGGAGCGUGCGGAAGAAUGGUGGCUGUCAAUUACGUUGGAGAAGAGCUGUGGAGUUACUUUAAUGCACCAUGGGAGAAACGAGUGGAUCUGGCCUGGCAAUUAAUGGAAAUAGCUGAGCAGCUGACAAAUAAUGACUUUGAAUUUGCACUCUACCUCCUUGAUGUCAGCUUUGACAACUUUGCAGUUGGACCGAGAGACGGGAAAGUUAUCAUUGUAGAUGCAGAAAAUGUUCUGGUAGCAGACAAAAGGUUAAUCAGACAGAAUAAACCUGAAAACUGGGAUGUAUGGUAUGAAAGCAAAUUUGAUGACUGUGAUAAAGAAGCUUGUCUGUCCUUCUCGAAAGAGAUUCUUUGUGCUCGUGUCACUGUGGACCACAAUUAUUAUGCUGUUUGUCAGAACCUUUUAUCAAGACAUGCCACGUGGCGUGGCACUUCUGGAGGACUACUUCAUGACCCCCCAGCUGAAAUUGCCAAAGAUGGCCGACUCGAGGCCUUGCUGGAUGAGUGUGCCAACCCAAAGAAGCGAUACGGUAGAUUCCAAGCCGCAAAAGAACUGCGUGAAUACCUUGCACAAUUGAGUAACAACGUGAGGUAGUCCACAGUGAAAAUUUUUUGCAACACUGGCUAAAACACUAUUGCAAAGACACAUAGAAAGUGAAGUUUUGAACUUACGUAUUAGAGAAAAUUAAAAAAAAACAACCCUAGUUUAUCAGUUUUCUAAAUACCAUAAAAAUAUAAUUUUAUGGUGUUAUAAUGUUCCUUUGCAAACAGAGAAGGUACUUAGUGAAUUAAAACUUGAGCUACUAUUGACUCUCCUCCCUAACUGUUUAAAAGGGAGUAGGUCAAAAAAGACUGUGAUAGCUUAAUUGACAGCUUGUGUGUCAAAGGGUACUUUACAUAAAACUCCAUUAGCGUCACAGUUUUGUGAAGCUGAUGUUUUUACUUGGAAAGUCAAGUUAGACUUGAUGGCCUGUUUUAAAGGCCUUUUUCCUGACAUCAUUGUCUCAUUUUUGUGUUUGUUUAAACACCCUGAAGUGUCAUUUACAUACAGGUAAAUCUAGUUGUCUGCAUUGUUUCAAAUUUAACGGGCUUUCAUGUUAAUGCUGUGCAGUACAUUCCUACUGUGAGUGCAGGAUUCCCAUGUUUACUGUCUAAUUUUAGGGGGGUUUACACUGUAUUUUACUAUGCUUAGACAUUGUGUAUUUUUAUUUUUUUUUAAGAUCAUCAUAAACUCAAAUGUCAUUUGAACUAACAUUCAUUUGAUGUCUUUUGUAGUUCUGCCAUUGGAAAUAUCACUUAAUGUAAUUAUUGUACAAAACUUUUACCCUUCAUGCCAGUAUAUACAUAUGACUGUUUAGCAGGAAAUCGCGGUAUGACCGAACUCUUAUUUUUAACAGAGGUAAUUUGAGAAUUGGAGAGAGACUACAAUAAAAAGAUCUGUAUUAAUUUAAAUUGGGGAUAGAAGCUUGACUAAAAAUAAAAAUUAACUAGUCCAGUGUAGUUAAGCAUAAACCAAAGAAAAUGGUUUUGUUUAGUAGUUUCUAAACAAAUAGUAAAGGAAAAUCUUAUACUGUAGUGAAGCUAAUAAUUCUCAAAAUUCAAAUUUCAGUGGUCCUUGGUUACUCUUUGACGAACUUCUAAAACUAUGUGCUUAUACAAGCAGAAAAACCUAAUUUGAAUAAUAAUGAAUAAUAAUAAUUUGAAUAAUAAUAGUAAUAAUAGCCGUUUGUUUUACAUCAUUCCCAAUUCUGUUGA